GUGAAUAGUACCGAUUUUCCUGGAAGUUAUCCAGGAAUUGAUGAUUCAUGGAGCUUACAGAAGUUUACCAAGAAAUUCCGUAUAGAUGUCAUUGACCUAACAGAAGACAAGAUGGAGUUUGAUAUGGUAGGAGUGGAUGCAGCAAUCGCAAAUGCAUUCCGCCGAAUAUUACUAGCAGAGGUACCAACAAUGGCUAUAGAAAAGGUUUUCAUAUAUAAUAAUACAUCUCUCAUACAAGAUGAGGUGAUGGCGCAUCGACUUGGUCUCAUACCAAUCAAAGCAGAUCCAAGACUAUUUGAAUAUCAACAAGAAGGUGAUGAUCAAGGCACCCCCGAAGAUACAAUUGAAUUCCAUCUGAAGAUUAAAAGCACACGGAACCCAAAUGCACCUAAAGAUGCCACAGACCCAGAAGAGCUCUACAGAAAUUGUAAAGUGCUGUCAAAGCAUUUGAAAUGGAUUCCAAGAGGAAACCAAGCGGAAUUGUAUGGCCCAAAUGCAUUUAAACCAGUUGAUGAUGCUAUCUUGAUAGCAAAGCUAAGACCAGGCCAAGAGAUAGAUAUCAAGAUGCACUGUGUGAAAGGCAUUGGUAAAGACCACGCAAAGUUCUCACCAGUUGCAACUGCAUCUUACAGACUGUUACCGGAUAUCUCUCUCAAUUGUGAUGUCACUGGGGAGUUAGCAGAACGAUUGGUGCAAUGUUUCUCCAGAGGAGUAAUGGAGUUGAAGGAAAUAGAUGGUGUGAAGCAUGCAGUUGUUGUGAAUCCACGUAGCGACACUUGCAGCAGAGAAGUGUUCAGACAUGAGGAUCUAAAGGACCUUGUUAAGCUGACAAGAAUACGUGAUCAUUAUAUAUUUUCAGUUGAAACAACCGGAGCCUUACCUCCCAAUGUAUUGGUAUCAGAAGCAGUGAAAGUUUUGAUGUCUAAAUGCAAGCAAUUCUUGUCUGAACUUGAUAACGUUGAUUCAUAAAGCUAAUUAAUGACAAUUUAAGGUGAAUUCAAUUGCAUUACAUGAAUGAAGAUUAUGCAUAACACCAGGCAAUAUAGUAAAUAAUUAUUAUUGUCUUUGUUUAAUGAUGCCAUAAACUCAUCAAACCAGACACACUAUCACUGGCAGAAUACUA
Messenger RNA from Anneissia japonica, 1123 nucleotides. Its product is annotated as DNA-directed RNA polymerases I and III subunit RPAC1-like. The transcript has 10 exons. Gene Ontology annotation, biological process: DNA-templated transcription. Gene Ontology annotation, molecular function: protein dimerization activity. NCBI's taxonomy places the organism in Eukaryota, Metazoa, Echinodermata, Crinoidea, Comatulida, Comatulidae. The annotation marks the transcript as partial. The record is from RefSeq and is a predicted model, not a curated record. Gene Ontology annotation, cellular component: RNA polymerase III complex; RNA polymerase I complex.